This is a messenger RNA of Hypoxylon trugodes, 3790 nucleotides long. RefSeq names its product Adaptor protein complex AP-3 delta subunit. The record is from RefSeq and is a predicted model, not a curated record. The transcript has 6 exons. Gene Ontology annotation, biological process: Golgi to vacuole transport; protein targeting to vacuole. Gene Ontology annotation, cellular component: membrane coat; endosome membrane; AP-3 adaptor complex. Bases 299 to 3391 code for a protein of 1030 amino acids. Lineage: Eukaryota; Fungi; Ascomycota; Sordariomycetes; Xylariales; Hypoxylaceae.
GUGAGGUCGUGGGGCACUUUAUUGAUAGACUUUAACGUUAAUUCCGUGCUGUAAUUUCUUACCUUUAUGCCAAUAAACUUACAUCUUUUUGUAUUUGUUAGACGCGCGCCGACACAAAACUCCCACAUGUGCGACACAGCUAUGGCGUCCCCAUAUUGACAAGUUACCUUCAAGUUGUCAAGAUGGUGAAUAGCUCGCGGCACACACCGAGCCUACAACCAUUUACUUAUAGCUGAUUAUUCUUCUAAAUCUGCCCCGAACCCCGGCCGGCACCGGCAAAGGUGCAAAUUGGGCAAUCAUGUUCGAGAAAUCGCUAUACGACCUCAUUCGAGGAAUGAGAAACCACAAAGGCAACGAGAAAGAGUAUAUCCAAAACUGCUUAAAAGAAUGCCGGGCGGAAAUAAGAAGCCAGGACCUUGACCUCAAGGCGACCGCACUGCUAAAAUUGAUAUACUUGGAAAUGUUCGGUCACGACAUGUCAUGGGCUGCCUUCAACGUACUCGAGGUGAUGGCCUCCCCCAGGUACCACCAAAAGCGAGUGGGAUACCUUGGAGCUAUACAAAGCUUCCGACCCGAUACCGAAGUCCUCAUGCUGGCAACGAAUCUCCUCAAGAAGGAUUUGACAUCAGCAGCGACGACCACCAUAGCCCUUCCGAUCAUAACCCUACCACACGUUAUUACUCCGUCGCUUGCCCUAUCUGUUCUGCCCGAUCUCUUACCACGACUUAGCCACACUCACCCUGCGAUUCGCAAAAAGACGAUCGUUACACUAUACAGACUAGCAUUAGUUUAUCCUGAAACACUACGCGCAGCCUGGCCUAAGAUCAAAGAGAGGUUGAUGGACAAGUCUGAGGAUCCAAGUGUAACCGCAGCAGUCAUAAACGUUAUCUGUGAAUUGGGAUGGCGACGACCUCAUGAUUUUCUUCCACUGGCACCCCGGCUCUUUGAAUUAUUGGUUGAUAGCGGUAAUAACUGGAUGGCAAUCAAGUUGAUCAAACUGUUUGCUACUUUGACACCUCUUGAGCCAAGACUCGUCCGAAAGCUACUACCACCUUUGACGGAGAUCAUUCAGACAACACCUGCUAUGUCCCUGCUAUACGAAUGUAUUAGUGGAAUUAUCCAAGGUGGUAUCCUCGGAAGCGGCGAAGACGCAGAUGGAAGAGAGGAAAUCGCAUCUCUUUGCGUCAACAAGCUUCGGGGGAUGAUUAUGAUAGAUGGUGAUCCGAACUUGAAAUAUGUGGCACUGCUCGCUUUCAAUAAGAUCGUCGUGACCCAUCCAUGGCUGGUCGCUCAGCAGGAAGACGUUAUCUUGGAGUGCAUAGACAGUACUGAUAUAUCUAUCCGUAUAAAAGCGUUAGAUCUCGUGCAGGGCAUGGUCAGCAAUGACAAUUUAGUGUCUAUCGUCAGUCGCCUCAUGAGACAACUCAAGCUAUCGUCCUCAGCAGAUCGAAGAGCCGCAAAUCACUCAGGGUCAAGCCCAGGAGAUUCUGAUGAAGAUUUGGAAAGAACAAUCGAUUCCAAUCCAAAGGCGGCAAACCAAGCACCUCCACUCCCCGAUGACUACAAAAUCGAUGUGAUUAACAGGAUACUCAACAUGUGCUCUCAGAAUAACUACGGUUUUCUAACAGAUUUCGAGUGGUAUAUCGAUAUACUUACGCAACUCGUUCGGACUGCCCCAUUACCGAGGCCUAUUAACGAUAUGAACUCCCUUUCUCCAUCUGGGAAGUCGAAUGAAGGGGAUAUAUCUGAGAAAAUAGGCAGCGAGUUGCGAAAUAUUACCGUCAAGGUCCAGGUUCUUCGCCCUGCGUGCGUUCGAGCCGCCGAAAUAAUCAUGACUCAGUUGAACAGUGACGUUCCGGUUGGACAACACGUCGUUUCUGGGUCGUUAAAGCCAGUCGCUUGGAUCAUCGGUGAAUUUUCUUCGGAGUUAUCAUCUCCGGAUGAUGUCCUUUCAACUCUACUACAACUCAUUCCAAAAACGUUAUCUCCCGAGCCACUCGCGGCUUGUAUACAGGCUGCCAUGAAAAUUUUCUCAUUAGUCGCGGGAGACCAAUUAAUUCGUUGGACACGAGAGCGCAAAUCGAAAAUCUCACUUUUGAUGGCUCGUAUCAUCCAUUCUUUCGAGACCCUAAUACUCCAUCCAAACCUCGAAGUCCAAGAACGAGCGGUGGAAUUCACCGAGCUACUGAAACUUACCGCAGAAGCAGCUUCUAGUCAAGAAGCCUCGACAGAAACCACACACCAAGACCCUCCCCUGCUACUUACGCAAGCAAUUCCGUCGCUGUUUACUGGCUGGGAGUUAAAUUCAGUUGCUGUGGCAGCUCAGAAGAACGUCCCAUUCCCAGAAGGACUAGAUCUCGACGAACCUAUUAACCCUAAUCUCAACUCACUCCUCGCGUCCGCUGAGUCGAUAUCCCUUCCAGUGGAAGAAUCUGAUGAGUUUGAGAGUUACUAUUACCAACGGCCGACGGCCACAAGUAUAGCGUCUGAGCCAGCCAUCAAUAAACUAGCGGAUACUCACGAGGAAGUCACCAGUUCUUACCAACAACCUACGGAGGAAACCUAUUUGGAUGCGGAUAUCUUAGCAAAGAGGAAAGCAGAGCGAUUAGAAAGGAAUCGCGACGAUCCGUUUUAUAUUCAAGAAAGCGGGUCUAUCCAGAGAUCAUCAACUCCGAUACAUAAUAUCCUGCAAAAUUCAAAUGGACCCGAUCUAGAUGUUGACUCGAUACCUAUCAUGGAACUCGACCUCGACAAACUCAGCGCCGGCGUUGAUCACUCCCAGCCCCAAACAUCAAAACCUGCCCGAAGAGCGCCAAGGCAAAAGAUCGUCGUUGCAGCGGAUGAGAAUCUAGGUGGCAGUGGGCUUAGCACGCCGGGCAGCUAUAACUCCGAAAAUGGCUCGGACGCACUUGCGAAAGCCCGAGCCAAUAGCCACGCUAUCCAAAGCAAGAAACUCAAGCAAUCACUAUUAGGGGUGGAUUCCACAAGCAUCAGUGCCCUUAGCCUCGAGGGUGAUGAUAAUACAAGUACGACUUUCGACCCUGAGGCUCGUCAACGCGAGGAAGCUGAGAUGGCUCAAGCUGUCCGCGAAGUUGAGCGAUUGCGGUUAGAAAUGCAGCGCGCGAAUGAAAGGAUACAAGUUGCACAGGGCGUAGAUGCAGCAGGCACUGUGGUCAAGAAGAAGAAAGUCAAGAAAGCGGCGAAGGGUCUAGAAGAAGGCAAUGGCGAAGGUGUUAAAAUCAAGAAGAAAAAGAAGAAGCCCGCCACUAUAGAUGAUGGAGGGGCAGAGAAUGGAAACGGUGAAGGGGAAGCCGUGGUGGCUAAGCCAAAACCCAAAACCAAGAAGAAAAAAGCAAGACCCGCGGAGAUUCAGGACGCCGACGCGGGGUGAUGAGGGGUUCGUGAUACCCAUUAUGUGAAUACAGUGAGUUGAGUUGAGUUGAGUUGAAGUAGUACGAGGAAGUCUAGCAUCAUAAUAGCAUUGUUACGAUCUACGGCAUAUUUUGAUUUCUAUUUAGAUUUAUAUCUAGGUACGAAAUUUGAGCGAAAAGGAACGAGAUUAGAUAUUUAUACAUAUCACGAAAUAAGUAAAUACAAAAUAAACCAAGAGUCAAAAUAAUAUAUCUUGAAGAUUUCGAUUCAACUAUGUCAUGUCAACGUACAAACGUAUGCGCAAGCAACCGCGCCUCGCCCAGAAAAAACCAUCAAUCACCAUUUUAUAGCGCGCUACAAAGAGAAGAAAAUAAGCGACAUCGACAAAAACCAACAGAGAAAAAAUAGGCAUCCCCUC